Molecule: messenger RNA, 2009 nt
Organism: Camelina sativa (false flax)
Lineage: Eukaryota; Viridiplantae; Streptophyta; Magnoliopsida; Brassicales; Brassicaceae
Source: RefSeq, a predicted model, not a curated record
GAGAGAGAGAGAGAGAGAGAGAGAGACAGAGUCAAAAGAGAAGAUGCUCGAGAAAUCUCGUCAAUGGCGGACUGGGGUUUUUCACCUUAGCCAGUCAAAUCAAGGAGGCGGAUGCGAUGGAGAAUAUUGAAAAGAAAAAAAAAGUUUAGUUGAAGAAUAAAUUGAAGAUUCGAAUCGACAACCACAAAGUCAGUCUUGUGUGUCUCUAAGCUGUGUCUUCGUCAUUAGGGAAGAGUUGGUUCUGGUUUAGGUUCGGAUAGAUGGAUGAGAUAAGAGGAGUGCCUACGUGGCAAGAAGAGCUGGCGAGUCUCGUUGACACCGGGUUACAAUACGACAGAGCACCGGUCGAUUUAACGGAAAUCCGCUCGAAGAGAUCGGGUUCUGUGUCGGCGGAUGGAUCCGGAUCCGAGCCUAGGGAGACAUUGAAAGAUCAAGUGACGGGGUUCAUGAAAUCAUGGGGAGAGAUGCUUCUUGACCUCACCAAAGGUUGCAAGGACAUUGUGGUGCAGACAGUGGUCACUGAGGACUCGUUCGUCGUACGGAAGCUUGGUAAACCGGCUGCUAAAGUUUCCAAGAAGCUAAGCUUUCUGAACGAGUUUUUGCCUGAGGAUCGUGAUCCGGUUCACGUUUGGCCUGUGAUCUUCUUCGUCUUCCUCUUAGCACUCGCAGCAUUGAGCUUUAGUCCGGAGCAUGAUAGACAAAUGCCAGUGAUAAAGAAACUGCGUAUACAUCCUACCGGUGCCACCCGUGUACAGCUUCCAGAUGGUAGAUAUAUGGCUUACCAAGAGCUUGGUGUUUCAGCAGAAAGAGCAAGAUACUCUUUCGUUGUGCCUCAUUCUUUUCUUUCCUCUCGACUUGCAGGCAUACCUGGAGUGAAGAACUCAUUGCUGGUGGAGUAUGGUGUCCGUUUAGUGUCAUAUGAUCUUCCAGGGUUUGGAGAGAGUGAUCCUCAUCGUGGUCGAAACCUUAGCUCAUCAGCCUCAGAUAUGAUAAACUUAGCAGCUGCUACUGGAAUUGAUGAUAAAUUCUGGUUACUUGGCUACUCUACUGGUAGUAUGCAUACAUGGGCUGCAAUGAAAUACUUUCCUGAGAAAAUUGCAGGAGCUGCAAUGGUGGCUCCGGUGAUAAAUCCAUAUGAGCCAAGCAUGGUUAAGGAAGAGAUGGUAAAAACAUGGGAGCAGUGGCUAACAAAGAGGAAAUUCAUGUACUUUUUGGCACGGCGGUUUCCUAUUCUUCUUCCUUUCUUCUACCGUAGAUCUUUUCUCUCUGGUAAACUCGAUCAGUUUGAUCAGUGGAUGUCAUUAUCUUUAGGAGAAAAGGAUAAUCAUCUGAUCAAAGACCCUACUUUCCAAGACUUUUACCAAAGGAACGUGGAGGAAUGCGUCCGUCAAGGAAUCGCAAAACCAUUUGUAGAAGAAUCCGUGCUUCAAGUGUCGAACUGGGGUUUUAGUCUUUCCGAAUUCCGAACACAGAAGAAAUGUACAACCAACGGUGUCCUUUCUUGGCUCAUGUCAAUGUACAGUGAAGCCGAAUGUGAACUAAUUGGAUUUCGAAAACCCAUUCACAUAUGGCAGGGAAUGGAUGAUCGAGUGGCUCCACCAUCAAUGAGUGACUACAUCAGCAGAAUGAUUCCUGAAGCAACUGUACAUAAGAUUCCAAACGAAGGUCACUUCUCAUACUUCUAUUUCUGCGAUGAGUGCCAUAGACAAAUUUUCUAUGCUUUAUUCGGAGAACCCAAAGGCCAGCUUGAAAGAGUGAAAGAAACAAAGGACACUCUAGCCGAAACAGAGGCACAUAAGGACACUUAGUACUACUACAACCACCCAAGAGUAAAGAAGUUAAAAAAAAAAGGUGGAAAUUAGCUAUAGAAAGUCAAAAACUACAUUUUUUUUUUUUGUUUCAGAGUUUAUAGGGCUACAAACUUAUACCAACUAGAAUUAUAUUUUAGAUUUCCAAUGGUGUAGUUACAAGAUUGACUUAUCAAUGGGUUUCUAAACUUGUUCUGAUUA